CGGGGCGGUGGAGGCGGGGUCUGGGGGCCUCCGUCGUCCUAUCAGAAGGAGCGAUUCCCGUCGUGGGCGGCGCCGGGUUUGGUUUUAAGCUCGGAGCGGCUCGCCUCGAGGACAGGACGGGCAGAAUCGCGAAAUGGCGGAAAGCUCAGUGAUGGAGGUGGCGUGCAGCGCUGCGGAGAGCUCUGUGAAGCCUCAAGCGGAGGAGAUGACGUCGAAGGAUUAUUACUUCGACUCGUACGCGCACUUUGGCAUCCACGAGGAGAUGCUGAAGGACGAGGUCCGGACGCUGACCUACAGGAACUCCAUGUUCCACAACAAGCAUCUGUUCAAGGACAAGGUGGUCCUGGACGUGGGCAGCGGGACGGGGAUCCUGUGCAUGUUCGCUGCCAAAGCGGGAGCCAAGAAAGUGAUUGGGAUCGAGUGUUCCAGUAUUUCUGACUACGCUGUGAAAAUCGUCAAGGCCAACAAACUGGAUCACAUCGUGUCUAUAAUCAAGGGGAAGGUGGAGGAGGUCACUCUGCCGGUGGAGAAGGUGGAUAUCAUCAUCUCCGAGUGGAUGGGAUACUGUCUGUUCUACGAGUCCAUGCUCAACACUGUCAUCUACGCCCGGGACAAGUGGCUGAAACCAGAUGGUCUGAUUUUCCCCGACAGAGCGACUCUGUACGUGACGGCCAUCGAAGACCGACAAUACAAAGAGUACAAAAUCCACUGGUGGGAGAAUGUCUACGGGUUUGACAUGUCUUGUAUUAAAGAGGUUGCCAUCAAGGAGCCGCUGGUGGAUGUCGUGGACCCCAAGCAGCUGGUGUCGAGCGCCUGUCUGAUCAAGGAAGUUGAUAUCUACACAGUGAAGAUUGAGGAUCUCUCCUUCUCCUCUCCGUUCUGCCUGCAAGUGAAGAGGAAUGACUACACCCACGCGCUGGUCACGUACUUCAACAUCGAGUUCACUCGCUGUCACAAGAGAACGGGCUUCUCAACCAGUCCCGAGUCUCCCUACACUCACUGGAAGCAGACUGUGUUCUACCUGGAUGAUUACCUGACUGUGAAGACUGGAGAGGAGAUCCUGGGAACCAUCUCCAUGAAGCCCAACGCCAAGAACAACCGUGAUCUUGACUUCUCCGUUGAUAUUGACUUCAAAGGGCAGCUCUGUGAGAUUUCCAAGACCUGCGAGUACAGAAUGCGCUAGAAACAGAUUCACCCGUCAAUCCAACAUUACCAGCGAGUCCCGGCUGCAUUUCCCCCCCCCCCCCCCCCUCUCCCCCCCGCGGGUCUCCACAGCAACGCCACCGCCUCCUCCUGUCACCACGGCAACCGUCCCGCCCACUUCAGGAGGCAACUGCUUCCUGCGUCCUUGUUCUGCCCUAUUGGUGUGUUUUACUUCCUGUGUUGUGAGUUUCCACGGAAACGGAAUGCUUCUCCUGACCUUUCCGUUUUUAUAACGGAGGUGUUAUUAUGGUCUGUAAUUUAGUUUUUUGUGUGUUUUGAGAUUCUAUUAAAGGAGACGGCAGUUUCAGGUUUCUGGGGGAGGGAUUUGCAUUUAAAUUACAAUGGGAUGUUUUUCAAGGAACUGAAGAAGGAACAUUUUUAUUUAAUUUGUUGCUGCUUUAUUCAUGUUUUGGGAUUUUUGUUUUUCAUUUUUAAAAAAAUAAAGAAUUUAGUCUGA
Acipenser ruthenus (sterlet) is the source of this 1660-nucleotide messenger RNA. Its product is annotated as protein arginine N-methyltransferase 1. The transcript has 10 exons. Lineage: Eukaryota; Metazoa; Chordata; Actinopteri; Acipenseriformes; Acipenseridae. Gene Ontology annotation, cellular component: nucleus. The record is from RefSeq and is a predicted model, not a curated record. Gene Ontology annotation, molecular function: protein-arginine N-methyltransferase activity. The coding region runs from base 134 to 1183 and encodes 349 amino acids.